Molecule: messenger RNA, 679 nt
Organism: Vigna umbellata (rice bean)
Lineage: Eukaryota; Viridiplantae; Streptophyta; Magnoliopsida; Fabales; Fabaceae
Product: Mitochondrial ribosomal protein L27
Biological process (GO): translation
Cellular component (GO): mitochondrial large ribosomal subunit
Molecular function (GO): structural constituent of ribosome
Source: RefSeq, a predicted model, not a curated record
UAUAUUUUUCUAUUAAAUUGCUAUAUUCAUACUUUUGUAUUUUUGUCCUUCUACCCUAAACCCUCACGGUGCGAUUGUCUGUUUUCUUUCUCCGCUUCCUCGGAUUAUUCCUCAUAUAGCGUAUAGCUGUAUCUCUGCGACUUCGAGAAAAAGAUGCCUCUAGGGCUCAUUAUAGGAAUAGGAAGGGCAUUUCGAAGAAAGCGAACUUCUUCACUUGACAUUCUAUCAUCAAAACGUGCUCCUCGUGGCUAUUACAAGGGCAAGAAUUGCAAGCCUACUGGUUUCCAUACCCGCAAAGGUGGGUAUGUAUUGAUGCAAGAAAAAUUGCCAAAUUAUGUAGUUCCUGAUUUGACUGAUUUCAAGCUCAAACCAUAUGUAUCUCAGUGUCCUAUUGAACUCAAGACUUCCGAAGCUUCCCAACCGGCUAAAUAACCAAAUUGAGUAGUAUAAGAUACUUUGUAACUGCAGAUAUUUUUCCCUGAAGAGGACAUGCCCUUCGUUUUGUUGUUUGUUCUCGCUUUUUUUGAACUGCAACAUCUUGAGUUAUUGUCUGGCACAAAUAUUUGACAUCUCGAUUGGAUAUUAAUCUAUUAUCAAAUAUCAUUCAAAUAUGUAAUGCGAUGAAUGAUUUGAACUAUCAAAAUUAUCAACAAAAUUUCAUGUUUAUGAUUUUUGGUUA